This is a messenger RNA of Rhincodon typus (whale shark), 2606 nucleotides long. RefSeq names its product Rho GTPase activating protein 18 (gene arhgap18). The transcript is spliced from 15 exons. Gene Ontology annotation, molecular function: GTPase activator activity. NCBI's taxonomy places the organism in Eukaryota, Metazoa, Chordata, Chondrichthyes, Orectolobiformes, Rhincodontidae. Gene Ontology annotation, biological process: regulation of small GTPase mediated signal transduction; regulation of actin filament polymerization; signal transduction. Bases 1 to 1956 code for a protein of 651 amino acids. The record is from RefSeq and is a predicted model, not a curated record. Gene Ontology annotation, cellular component: cytoplasm.
AUGGAUCCACUGCCUACUUCUCAGAGUGUAGUUUUAACAGGAUACCACUUAAAUGAUGAUUCCACUGAUGAUUUCGUGAACAGCAUAAAGGAGGAGACAGAACGUUCUUCACCAGGUCGAAGAUGUGGACAGUAUAGUAUGAACCAAGCGCAUUCCAGAAACAUGGAGAAUCCUCAAUAUGAACGCUCCUACUCCCAGGAUUCUCUGGAUGAACUUUCCAUGGCUGACUAUUGGAAUGAAGUGGAAAAUAUCCAGACAACCCAGGAAAAUUGCCAGGAAGAGCAAGAAGAGGUGGCCGUGAAAGUGCCUGAUGAAGGGGAGGUGGAGGAAGAGUGGUUGAAGAAUGCUGGCCUUUCAGGACUAGUCAGCGGAGACACCCAGGAGAGUAUAGCAAUACUAUCGACUCUAACCAGUACGCAAGCAGAAGCUGUCCAGAGAAGAGUGGAAACAUUUACAAUGACAAUGAAGAAAAAGAACAAACAACAUUUCCCUGAUGUCAGGGACAUCUUUAGUCCACAGGCCUCAAGUACAAAUGAAGUAUCAGCUGUUGCAACUGAUGGAGAUGAAAGAGAAGACACUGCUGAGAAAAUAGAAGGGCAGCUGAACAAUCUGGCUAUUAAGGACGAAAGCAUCCAGCACACAGAUAUCAAUUUAGAAAUAUCUUACUCUGAACAGGCUGCAAAUACGAAGGAUAAAUCAAACAACGAAAAUCCUAUACGAGAGGAUGAUUCACCCCUGCCUAACUAUCGGCUGCCAAAGGAAAAGACAGGUACGACGAAAGCUGGAGAUCUUGCACCUCAGGACAUGAAGAAAGUUCAUUCUUUGGCUCUGAUUGAAAUAACAGCUCUGUAUGAUACUCUUGGUGUGGAUUUUAAACAGCAUAAAGCAAUGAGGGUCAAAAUUAGAGAAAUGGGAUUGUUUGGGGUUCCACUUUCAGUGCUAUUGGAACAGGAUCAGAAAAAAUUUCCAGGAACCAAGGUCCCACUCAUACUUCAAAAACUUAUUGCUCACAUUGAGGAAGAAGGGUUAAACACGGAAGGGAUUCUACGAAUACCUGGACUUGCAUCAAGAAUUAAGAGUCUACGUGAGGAGCUUGAAGCAAAGUUCUAUGAGAAAACCUUUAACUGGGAAAAUGUCCGCCAGCACGAUGCAGCAAGUAUACUAAAGCUCUUCAUAAGAGAGCUGCCACAUCCAUUGGUCACUCUCGAGUACCUUGAUGCUUUCCUCGCUGUUCAGAAUCUAGCACAUAGAAAACAUCAGCUACAGGCACUUAACUUGUUGGUGCUUCUCCUUCCGGACCAAAAUAGGGACACACUGAAGUCAUUGCUUGAAUUUCUUCAGAGAUUAAUUGACAACAAGGAGAGCAACAAAAUGACACUAAACAACGUUUCCGUCAUCAUGGCACCCAACCUGUUUAUGUUUAAAGGAUGUUGCUCAAAGACUCAGUUAGCAAUGGCUGCUGGGACAAGCACCAUUAUGCGCUACUUGAUUAAAUACCAAGAACUGCUUUGGACGAUUCCAAAGUUUAUUAUGAAUCAAGUCCGACGACAAAACAUUGAACAUCACAAAAAGCUGUCCAAAGAAAAGGCUGUGAUGAAGCUCUUAAAAAAGAUGACGUAUGAUAAAGAUAAACAUGAACGGAACCAAACUGAUAAAAGCCUUCACGAUCCAGUCACACUUCAGGGUGUAAUACGAGUUCAGGCACCGUCACUUUCCAAAGUUUCCAUGGCAAUUCAACUAACAGAAGACCUCAAAGCCAGUGAUAUAUUGGCACGCUUCCAACAAUAUCUUAGUCAGAACAGCAGGAUUACUGAAUCUACGAACAAAGAGGAAGUUUGCUUGUAUGAAAUUGGAGGAAACAUUGGAGAACGCUGUCUGGAUGAUGACACAUACAUGAAAGACCUAUACCAACUGAAUCCAAAUGCUGAGUGGGUUAUAAAACCUCGGUGUCAAUGAAAUUGAUUUAUUAACAGAUGGGCAGCAUGAUCAGGAAACACUGGAUGCGAAUGGCCCUGUGCAGUAAGGGAAAUGAGACCAUGUAGUUAGACAGGCUCAUACUCCUUGUGCUGGAGUUUUAUUAUCGGGAGUUAUCCAGAAGAUAAUCAACCAUGUCUAAUUCACAACCAAAACUGAACUUGAAACAGGGACGGAUACCAAAAGAUCAAUUCCAUAUGUUGUUUUUUUUUGAAAAGUCAGGUUUAUACAUUAUGUAGAUGUGUCUACUUUUAAGGAUAUUAAUAUGGAAGAAAGAUUACUUUGAGAGAAGACCAUAAAAAGAAACUCCUGUCAAUAGAGUUGAAGCUUUGUUGGACAACAGACUACUCAAUAGCAGUGGUCUCAUUAAACUGCAUGCUUGUAUAACAACAGUGCAUCAUUGAUGAGCACUUAAUUGUUACAACCAUGCACACCGUGAUGGUAAAAUAUUGUUCACCGACACUCUAGCCCAUGAGCAAAGUGGUAGAUUAUGCGAUGACAGGAAAUUAAUAGACAAGAAGUCAAGUCUAACAUGAUUAAUCAGCUGAAAUUCACUCUCGUCAGUUCCUGAAGAUUGAAACUAAUACUCGGCACUUGUCUUUCCUGUGGCCUGCUCACCAUCUCUCUCCAAC